This is a messenger RNA of Helianthus annuus (common sunflower), 990 nucleotides long. Its product is annotated as 60S ribosomal protein L7a-2. Lineage: Eukaryota; Viridiplantae; Streptophyta; Magnoliopsida; Asterales; Asteraceae. Bases 77 to 847 code for a protein of 256 amino acids. Gene Ontology annotation, biological process: ribosome biogenesis. The transcript has 7 exons. Gene Ontology annotation, cellular component: ribonucleoprotein complex. The record is from RefSeq and is a predicted model, not a curated record.
AUCUUUCUUAUAAACAGAAAAAAACUCUUUUCACCACCGCCGUCUGCAGACCUUCUUCAAUCUCAAGCUUACAACAAUGGCCCCUAAGAAAGGAGUAAAGCUAGCAACGAAGAAGAAAACGGAGAAAGUGGUGAAUCCGUUGUUUGAGAAGAGGCCGAAGCAGUUUGGAAUCGGUGGAGCGUUGCCGCCGAAGAAGGAUGUGCAUAGGUUUGUUAGAUGGCCACAAGUUGUCAGGAUUCAGAGGAAGAGGAGGAUUUUGAAACAGAGGUUGAAGGUUCCACCGGCUUUGAAUCAGUUCACUAAGACGCUUGAUAAGAAUCUAGCAACCAAUUUGUUCAAGAUGCUGCUCAAGUACAGGCCCGAAGACAAGGCUGCCAAAAAGGAACGCCUUUUGAAAAAAGCUCAAGCUGAGUCUGAAGGAAAAACUGUGGAAGCAAAGAAGCCUAUUGUCGUGAAGUAUGGUCUCAAUCACGUCACAUAUCUCAUCGAGCAGAACAAGGCACAAUUGGUUAUCAUUGCUCAUGACGUUGAUCCUAUUGAGUUGGUUGUCUGGCUUCCUGCGUUGUGCAGAAAGAUGGAAAUUCCUUAUUGCAUUGUAAAGGGAAAAUCUAGACUUGGAGCUAUUGUUCAUCAGAAGACUGCAGCAGCUUUGUGCUUGACUACAGUCAAAAACGAGGAUAAAAUGGAGUUUAGCAGGAUCUUAGAAGCUAUCAAGGCCAACUUUAACGACAAGUAUGACGAGUAUAGGAAGAAGUGGGGUGGUGGAAUCAUGGGUUCCAAAUCUCAGGCGAAGACAAAGGCGAAAGAGCGGGUUUUGGCCAAGGAGGCUGCCCAGAGAAUGAAUUAGACAAUCUUUGUUAUGUAUUGCAUGCUAUAUUUGAUAUGUUGGAGGGCCUUGCAUUUAGAAACUUCUGUUUUUAGAACUUUAUUUGGUUGUUUGAUACUUUUUGAAUUAAAAUAUUUAAUGCUGGAGUUGCUUGUUUCAGUUUU